This is a messenger RNA of Symbiodinium sp. CCMP2592, 312 nucleotides long. The record is from the annotation of a GenBank genome assembly. Lineage: Eukaryota; Dinophyceae; Suessiales; Symbiodiniaceae.
AUGACCCAAAGAAGGCUGCUGUGGAGCUUUACGAGGAGUACUGGCUUCUUAGUGGAAAGGAGCUGGCCUUCGUGGUCACGAAGUUCUUGGUGUUUGACUCUUUGCGUGAAGCGAUACUCUUUGUCGUGCCGGCUUUUGCCGAGGCUCAGUCCUUGCUGGUUGCCUGCGGUUGCGGAGCCGUGGCCGGCGCACUCGGAGCCAUUACAUCGCACCCCAUUGAUACUCUCUUUGCCCUCCGAACGACCGGAGGAGCAAAAGAUGAGAUUCCCAGCCUGGAUAGGCUUUUCCGUGGUGUCGGAGCCCGAGUUCUGA